AUGCCAUUCCUGGCGGAGAAGGAAAAGUCCCCCUUUGGGCACGACCUUUCCGAUCCCGGUUCCGAGCACAGUUCCGAGCAGGACACGCCGAGCCCGAGCCUCUCCCCGAGGACCGACGAGGAGAGCGGCGGCGACAGCGACGGCGGCGACCACCUCGCAACAACGCCGGACGCCCUCUCCGAGAAGCCGGCACCGGGCCCUCCGAACGGCGGCUCGAGGGCCUGGCUCCAAGUCCUCGCGUCCUUCUUCAUAUACUUCAAUACGUGGGGUCUCGUCGCCAGCUUCGGCGUCUUCCAGGUCCACUAUGAGGCCGAUCUGCUGCAGGAGUACAGCCCCUUCGCCAUCUCCACCAUCGGCUCCCUGCAGAGCUUCCUGAUGGUCUUCCUGGGCUGCUUCGCCGGCCCCAUCUUCGACCUGGGCUACGCGCGCCAGCUGCUCUGGGCCGGCUCCCUGCUCAUCGUCGCCGGUACCGUCGCCCAGAGCUUCAGCCGGACCCUCUGGCAGCUGCUCCUGUCGCAGGGGCUCUGCGUCGGCGCCGGCAUGGGCAGCCUGGCCGUCCUGGGCGUCGCCGUCCUGUCGCCGUGGUUCUCCACGAGGUUGCCCGUGGCCUUUGGCGUCGCCGCCGCGGGGAGCGGUGUUGGCGGUCUGGUACUGCCCAUCCUGUUCCGGUCCCUCGAGCCCGAGAUCGGCUUCGCCUGGACGGUGCGGACCAUGGCGCUGGUGGCGCUGGCCACCCAGGGCGUGUCCAUCGUCAGCAUGCACACGCCCAGGACCCCCCGGCGGAGGCGCGCCUGGAUCGACCGGUCCGCCUUCACGGACGCCCCCUACCUCCUCUUCGUGGCGGCCUGCUGCCUCGUCUUCCUGGGCAUGUACACGCCCUUUGUCUACAUCCAGGGCUUCGCCCUCCAGCGCGGCGCCGCGAGCUCCCAGGUCGACAAGUACCUGCUGGCCAUCAUGAACGGCGGCUCCAUCCUCGGCCGCGUCAUCCCGAACCUGUUCGCCCAGCGCCUCGGCGGCAUGAACCUGCUCGUCGCCGCCGUGCUCGUCAUGUCCGUCUCGGCGCUCUGCCUCAUGGCCGUCCAGCACACCGCCGGUCUGGUCGUCGCCCUCGUCUUCUACGGCUUCAGCAGCGGCAGCUUCUUCUCGCUGCAGCCCGCCACCUUCGCCAAGCUCACCCGGGACCGCGACUACAUCGGCACCCGCCUCGGCAUGGCCUACGCCGUCAUGUCCGUCGCCCUGCUAUUCGGGUCCCCCGUCGGAGGCGCCCUGGUGCGCUCCGUCAGCUUCUCCAGCGCCUGGAUAUGGGCCGGCGUGUGCCUUGCGCUGGGCAGCGUCAUGGCUGCCGUCUCCAGAGGCAUGGCCAGCGACUGGGAUUGGAGAAAGCCUACGUAA
Molecule: messenger RNA, 1392 nt
Organism: Colletotrichum higginsianum IMI 349063
Lineage: Eukaryota; Fungi; Ascomycota; Sordariomycetes; Glomerellales; Glomerellaceae
Product: major facilitator superfamily transporter
Exons: 3
Coding region: 1-1392 (463 amino acids)
Biological process (GO): transmembrane transport
Cellular component (GO): fungal-type vacuole membrane
Molecular function (GO): transmembrane transporter activity
Source: RefSeq, a predicted model, not a curated record